UCAUGCGGUACCAAAGGAGGAAAGGGAGAAUAGCGUAGACAACCCGCUGCAGUGGACUGGGGGAUAUCGCACUAUCCCGGACAACAAUUUCCUCAGGAAAUUUACCUGCGAUCUACGUUAAUCACUGAGGAUUUUUGUGAACUAAGACAACGAUUGGAUAUAUCUUUAUGACUGCGGAACUUACAGCCAGGCAUCCUCGUGAUGGUAAAGCGUCUGUUUUACCUGUGAAAGGCUAAAAAGUAAAAGAGUAAACUGAUGGAUCAGAACUUGUUUGGAGGAGUGCCCCGGUUCCUGACCCGGCCAAAGGCCUUUUCAGUGUCCGUUGGCCGAGAUGCCACGCUCAGCUGCACGAUUGUGGGCAAUCCGGUGCCAGUGGUCACCUGGGAGAAGGAGAAGCUACGACUGACCUCUGGGGGGCGCUUCAAGACAGUAGAAGAUGGGGACACAUACCGCCUAACAAUUUAUGACCUGACCCUGGAAGACAGUGGCCAAUACAUGUGUCGUGCCAAGAACACUGUUGGAGAGGCCUAUGCCGCCGUCACCCUCAAGGUGGCCCUGCCGGAGCAGAUUGUGGAUCGGGCCCCCUUGUUCUUGGUCAAGCCUGUCUCUGCCCGGGUCGGCCUGGGGGAGGACGUCACCUUCCAGUGUCGGGUGGCGGCUCACCCAGAACCCACUUUCGACUGGGAGAAGGACGGGCGCUAUGUGGGUGAGUCCAACCGUGUCCAAAUCAGUUCAGACAGCGAUGGAAGCUCCUUGAGGAUCAAGUGUGUCCGCAGCCUGGACAGCGGCACCUACACCUGCCGGGCCCAGAACUCCAUGGGCCGAUCCCAGGCCGCCGCUGCCCUUGUGGUGGAGCUCCAGGAUGCCCGGCAGCUGGCCAAUGCCGACAAGAGCACCUCUCUCCUCUCACACCUGCAGAAGCGCAAGGAGGAGAUGCGCAAGGACAUCACCGUAUACCGCACAACUGAGGCUAUAUCCUCCACUGGCUCCUCCUCCAUCAUCUCCAAGACGCCCGAGGGGCUGAGCAGUCUUGGUCUUAGCCUGGCUCAGGACCACGACCGCAUAGCUGCCCUGGCCGGGAAGUUGCCUAAGGGUGUGUUCACCCGUACCUGCACCGUGACGGAGGGCAAGCACGCCAAGCUCAGCUGCUUCGUCACCGGCCGUCCCAAGCCUCACAUCAUCUGGAGGAAGGACGGGACCAACAUCGCAGAGGGCCGCAGGCACGUGAUGUACGAGGACCAAGCCGAGAACUUCAUCCUCAAGGUCCUGUACUGCAAACAGAGCGACAAUGGCCUCUACACCUGCAAUGCCUCCAACCUGGCUGGACAGACAUACAGUGCCGUGCUGGUGAUCGUUAAAGAACCUAAGGUGCAAUUCAGGACAAAGCUGCAGGAUGUGGAGGUGAGGGAGAAGGAGACGGCCAUGCUGAUGUGCGAGGUGCCCGUCCCGGCCACCAAGGCCAGCUGGUUCAUGGAAGAGACACGGCUGGAAGAGAGUGCCAAGUACCGCAUUGAGGCGGAGGGCACCCUGCGCCGGCUCACCAUCCACAACGUCAACACCAACGAUGACGCUGUCUACAUCUGCGAGAUGAAGGAGGGAAGCCGCACUGUGGCCGAGCUCACUGUCUUAGGCAACAUCACCAAGAAGCUCCCGCGGAAGACCGUGGUUCCGGUCAGUGACACGGUGCUCUUCUGUGUGGAGCUGGAGGAACCGUGCGAAGGGGCCUACUGGACCAGGAAAGGCGAGCGGCUGAAGGAGGACGCCCGCGUGUCCAUCGCAUGCGUGGGCCGACAGUACACCUUGACCAUCCGCGACUGCCGUGCCGAAGACUCUGGGGAGGUCGCCUUUGUGGCCGGAGACUGCAAAACAUCCACGCAAUUCUCCGUCACUGCUCCAAGAAAGCACCCUCCAGACCCCCCAGUCAACCCUGUGGUGAGGAACAAGACCAGCUCUUCGCUCAUGUUGUGCUGGUUGCCACCAGACACUGACCGACCUGUGCCCAUCUCUGGCUAUGUGGUGGAGAGGAAGAAGUUGGGCACCCAAACUUGGGUGAAAUGCCACAUCUCUGCUUUUGUAUCCAGCACUGAAUUUACAGUCAGCGGGAUCACAGAAGAGGCCAGCUACCAGUUCCGCAUUACUGCCGUGAACGACUUUGGCCAGAGCCCUUGUUUGGAAGUGCCUGGAACCUUCUACCUUGAGCCCACCGGGGAGGUGAAGUCUGGCCUGGUGAACAGCACCGCCACGGAGGGCGAGGAGGCCUCCUUCACCGUGGAGCUGUCGGCCAUCUGCUCGGGCUCCUGGUCGCUGAAUGGUCACACCCUGCGCAGUGGCGGGGACUACCUCAUCACCCGCAACAAGACCACCCACGUGCUGCUCAUCCGCCAGGUCCGGCAGGAGCUCCACGGGGCCACACUGCUGUUCACGAGUGGUGGCGCUGAGAGCUCAUGCACGCUCAGCGUGAAGGCUGCCCCAGCACAGUUCACCAAUAAAUCUGCGCAGACAGAGGUGGUGAGCUGCACCGAACAUUCCUCUGCGCAGCUGCAUGCAGAAGUGUCGGACACCAAGAUCUCGGUAGUCUGGAUGAAGGAUGGCCGGGAACUGAAGAUGGGUAAGAAGUAUGAGAGCGUGUGCUCAGACCGCACGCGCCUGCUCAUGGUCCACAACAUGACCGAGGAGGACGCGGGCACCUACGAGUGCGUCUGCGAUGGAGACCGAAUGUCCCUUCAGCUGGCUCUUAAAGAGGAUCCAAGCAAGUUAGUGAACAAGCUCAAGGGCGGCAGCACGGUUAAAUCCCAGCUCAUGGGGGAUCUGGAGCUGAGCUGUGAGGUGCCGUCUGCUGCCAGUGUAGUGGUGUGGAAGAAGGAUCAGGUGGAGUUGAAGGAGGACCAGAGAACCACCUUCAUAUCGCAGGGAACAAUGCGCAAGCUUCGAAUAAAGCGCAUCAAGCAGGAGGAUGAGGGCUUGUACACCUGCGAGUCCACAGGGGACAAAAUGACAUUCCGCGUCAAGGUUAAGGAAUCGCAAGCAAUGCUUACGAAGAAGGCGAUGACAAAGACUGAGUUCUCCUCCUCUUGUGGAGAGACUGUGGUCUUGUCCUGUGAAGUGAAUCAGGCUAAUGCUCAGGGGAAGUGGCUCAGGAUGGGACAGGAAGUGAAGAUAGGUGCAGACUCUAUAGUUGAAGCCAAAGGAACAACCAGAAAGCUGAUUCUGAAAAACACAAAGGCUGGGGAUGCUGGCGCGUACUCGUAUAAACUCCCUGACGAUGAGAUAUCAUUCAAUGUGAACAUCAAAGAACCCCAGGCUGUUUUUGCAAACAAGGAGUCUGUACAGAAGGAGGUAAAAGUCAUUCUUUCUGAGAAAGCCACUCUGAGCUGUGAGUUGUCCGACUCUCAGACUGAGGUGAAAUGGUACAAGGAGGGAAAACUGCUGAGCUCAAGCAGGAAGAUCCAUGUGGAGUCAAAGGGCAAGAGCCGCCAGCUGGUGUUUGACAGCGUGGAGAAGAAGGAUGCUGGGGAGUACACCUGUGAGGCUGGAGCAGAGAAGCUGGUCUUUAAGAUUCAGGUGGAAGAACCCCAGGCUGUUUUUGCAAACAAGGAGUCUUUGCAGAAGGAGGUAAAAGCCGUUCUGUCUGAGAAAGCUACUCUGAGUUGUGAGAUGUCCGACACUCAGACUGAGGUGAAAUGGUACAAGGAGGGCAAACUGCUGAGCUCAAGCAGGAAGAUCCAUGUGGAGUCAAAGGGCAAGAGCCGCCAGCUGGUGUUUGACAGCGUGGAGAAGAAGGAUGCUGGGGAGUACACCUGUGAGGCUGGAGCAGAGAAGCUGGUCUUUAAGAUUCAGGUGGAAGAACCCCAGGCUGUUUUUGCAAACAAGGAGUCUGUGCAGAAGGAGGUAAAAGCCAUUCUGUCUGAGAAAGCCACUCUGAGCUGUGAGAUGUCCGACACUCAGACUGAGGUGAAAUGGUACAAGGAGGGAAAACUGCUGAGCUCAAGCAGGAAGAUCCAUGUGGAGUCAAAGGGGAAGAGCCGCCAGCUGGUGUUUGACAGCGUGGAGAAGAAGGAUGCUGGGGAGUACACCUGUGAGGCUGGAGCAGAGAAGCUGGUCUUUAAGAUUCAGGUGGAAGAAUCCAAGGCUGCAUUUGCAAACAAGGAGUCUGUACAGAGGGAGGUAAAAGCCAUUCUGUCUGAGAAAGCCACUCUGAGCUGUGAGAUGUCCGACACUCAGACUGAGGUGAAAUGGUACAAGGACAGAAAACUGCUGAGCUCAAGCAGGAAGAUCCAUGUGGAGUCGAAGGCCAAGAGCCGCCAGCUGGUGUUUGACAGCGUGGAGAAGAAGGAUGCUGGGGAGUACACCUGUGAGGCUGGAGCAGAGAAGCUGGUCUUUAAGAUUCAGGUGGAAGAACCCCAGGCUGUUUUUGCAAACAAGGAGUCUGUGCAGAAGGAGGUAAAAGCCAUUCUGUCUGAGAAAGCCACUCUGAGCUGUGAGAUGUCCGACACUCAGACUGAGGUGAAAUGGUACAAGGACGGAAAACUGCUGAGCUCAAGCAGGAAGAUCCAUGUGGAGUCGAAGGCCAAGAGCUGCCAGCUGGUGUUUGACAGCGUGGAGAAGAAGGAUGCUGGGGAGUAUACCUGUGAGGCUGGAGCAGAGAAGCUGGUCUUUAAGAUUCAGGUGGAAGAAUCCAAGGCUGCAUUUGCAAACAAGGAGUCUGUACAGAAGGAGGUAAAAGCUAUUCUCUCCGAGAAAGCUACUCUGAGCUGUGAGUUGUCCGACUCUCAGACUGAGGUGAAAUGGUACAAGGAGGGCAAACUGCUGAGCUCAAGCAGGAAGAUCCAUGUGGAGUCAAAGGGCAAGAGCCGCCAGCUGGUGUUUGACAGCGUGGAGAAGAAGGAUGCUGGGGAGUACACCUGUGAGGCUGGAGCAGAGAAGCUGGUCUUUAAGAUUCAGGUGGAAGAAUCCAGUAAGUUCCAGAAGAAGUCUGCCAUGCAGGACACAGUGAUGGUUCAGGAGAGUGAGAAUAUUAUCUUGGCCGCAGAGCUGGUGUCAGAGAGCACAGCAGUAAGGUGGUUCAGGGACGGUGUGGAGCUGAAGGAGAACAAUAAGUAUGAGACAAAGAAGGAGGGUCUGUCUUGCACCUUAGUGGUGAAGUCUGCUGAAGUCAAAGACAGCGGCACCUACUCCUGCCAGACGGCUGACGACAUGCUUGAAUUCAAGGUUGAGGUCAAAGAGCCUCCCUUGAAGUUUUCUGUGAAGCUGGAGCCAGUAACUGCAGAGCUGGGUGGCACCCUGACUCUGACCUGCGAGCUGAACCGGGCCAAAGGGGACGUGCUGUGGCGCCGCAAUGGCACUGAGGUCAAGCCCAGCCUCAAGUACCGCAUCAGCACAGACGGUGCCAAGCGGGUCCUGACCGUGACAGGGGUGGCCAAGGAGGACGAGGGCGAGUACAGCUGCGAGUGCCUGAAUGACAAGACCUCCGCCAAGGUCUCCACUAAAGCUCCUCGGGUUGUGAGGUUCACAGCCAAGCUUAAUAAUGUAGCAGCGGUGGAAGGGAAGGACGCUACCCUCAAGUGCAGUGUAUCCCCAGCUGACGCAAAGGUGACGUGGCUCCGCAAUGGCGUGGCCGUCACUGCUGGGCCCAAGUUCAAGAUCGCACAGGACGGGGCCAACCACUCGCUCACCGUUACCUCGGUCAGCCUGGAGGACGCGGGGGAGAUCACCGCUGACGCAGAGGGGAAAACUUCCAAAGCGAAUCUACAAGUGCAGCAGGUGCCUGUGACAUUCACCAAGAAGCUGGAGAACUGCACGGUGCAGGAGCAACAGGACGUGCGUCUGGAGGUGGAGCUCAGCAAGCCCUCCACCGAGGUCAAGUGGAUGAAGAACAGCGUGGUGGUGCAGCCCGGUGGCAACAUGGAGAUCCUCAUUGAUGGGGCUCGGCAGACCCUCAUCCUCAAAAAAGUCACCUUUGCCGACCGUGGGUACUAUUCCUGUGAGACUCUGGAUGACAAGACCCAGGCCAAACUUUCAGUGGAAAUGAAGAAAAUCCAGGUUGUGAAGGGGCUGCAGGAGGUGAAGGCCCAUGAGAAGGACACGGUGACGUUCGAGGUGGAGUUGAAUCACCCAGACGUUGAGGGGUCCUGGACCAAGGACGGAAUCAAGCUGAAAGCAGGGUCAAGCUGCCGCAUGACUGCCCUGGGCAAGAAGCACGCCCUCACCCUGUCCAGUCUCAAGAUGGAGGACACGGGGAUGAUUGUUUUCCAGGCUGAAGGGGUGCGCACUUCUGGCAGACUCACUGUCACAGAGCCUGCUGUGAAGUUCACCAAACAUUUGGAGGAUAUCAAUUCCCCAGAGAAGGAAAAGGUUACCUUUGAGUGUGAGGUUUCCCGUGCCAAUGCAGAGGUCAAGUGGUUCAAGGAUGACGCUGAGCUGAAGCCAGGGAAGAAGCUCGGCAUUCACUCACAAGGCCUCAAACGCAGCCUUCUGAUCCACAAGUGUGCCUACGAGGACCAGGGACAGUACGUCUGCGAUGCCACGGACGACAAGGCAUCAGCCAAGCUCAACGUCCACGCACGAGACAUUCAAAUUGUGAAGAAGUUGGAGGAUGUGGAGGUGAUGGAGAAGGACAGCGCAGCCUUUGUGUGUGAGAUCUCCCAUGAUGAGGUGGAGGGCCAGUGGCACAAGAACGACAGCAGACUCAAAGCUGGGGACAACAUCAAGAUGAGACAAGAGGGUAGAACCUAUGUCCUACUAUUUAAGUCUGUGACGGUUGAAGAUGCUGCUGAAAUCAAAUUCACAGCAGAAAAGGCUGAAUCAACAGCUAAGCUGAAGGUUAAAGAGCUACCUGUGCGGAUUGUCAAGAAGCUCCGGGACAAGAUCGCCAUGUACAAGCACCGUGGCCACCUGGAGUGCCAGGUGUCUCGCCCAAGUGCCAAGGUCAGGUGGUACAAGAACAAGAAGGAACUCAAACACAGUUCGAAGCAUGAGAUCACGAGCGACGGAAUCUAUAGGAAGCUCACCAUCAACGAUGUUGACUCCGCUGACGAGGACACCUACACCUGCGAUGCUGGCGAUGACAAGACCUCUUGCAAGCUGCUUGUGGAGGAGCAAGCCAUUAGCAUUGUCCGACAGCUGAGCGCGGUGGAGGUUACGGAACCCGCCGCGGCACGCUUCGAGGUGGAGAUCAGCAUCGAGGCGGGAAAGCCGCCCAAGUGGACUCUGAGCGGAGAGCUACUGAAGACUGGCGCAGACGUGGAGAUAGAACAUGAGGGCACGGUGCACUCCCUGACCCUCAAGAAGACCAAGCCCGCGAUGUCCGGCCCUGUGCAGUUUACGGCCGGGAAGAGCAAGUCUGUGGCCCAGCUCACUGUGAAAGAGCGCCCUCUGGAGGUUGUACAUCCACUCAAAGACACAACAGCCAAGGAGAAAGAGUCGGUUACUCUCAGCUGCAAGUUUUCUGCCCCACCAAAAGAGGUAUGCUGGUUCAAAAGUCAAACGGCCCUGGAGAGCUCCAGCAAGUACAGCAUGAAGCAGGACCAGAGCCGCAUGGAGCUGACCAUCCACAACUUGACUGGUGGGGAUUCUGGGGAAUACCGCUGUGUGGCUGGGGCCUCGGAGAGCAAGGCUACUCUCACUGUGAAAGUCCGGGAUGUGAAGUUCACCAAGCACCUGCAGGACUUGGAGGUGGAGGAGGACGGUGACGCCACCCUCACCUGUGAUGUCAACUAUGCCGACGAGGAGGUGCAGUGGCUGCUGAACGGAACGCCACUGUGCACCAACGAAGUCAACGAAAUCCAACACAUGGGCAAGACCCACACUCUCACCCUCAAAAACCUGGCUCCCCAGGAUGGAGGGACCAUCACCGUCACCGUUCGGGAAAUCAGUGAAUCCGCUACCCUCAAGGUCAAAGAGAAGCUGGCUGUGUUUCUCAAAUCCCUGGAUGAUGUGGUAGGAGAGGAGAAGGGGACAGUCACCUUGAAGUGUGAGGCCUCCAAGCCCCGAGUCUCUCCUGUCUGGAAGAAGGAUGGUGUGAUCCUGGCUGCCAGUGACAAGUAUGAGCUGCUGCACUCUGGGAAGUCUCUGGGACUGACCAUUCAUGACCUUACCCAGGACGACACAGGAGAGUACACUUGCGAUCUUGGCACCGAUCUGGCCAAGUCCAAAGUCACCGUACAAGACCUGACCAUUGGCAUCACCAAGCGUCUGAAAAUGGCAGAAGUGAGGGAGGGUGAGUCCUGCAGCUUUGAGUGCAUCCUAUCCCGCGAGAGCACAGAGGAGUGCUCCUGGACCGUGAACGGUCAGCCUGUGGUCAAUGGUGGCCGCUUCCAGGUCACCAGCAAGGGCCGCAAAUACACACUGAACAUCCAGGACGUGUCUGCCAGUGACGCUGGGGAGGUGGUCUUCACCAUCAAGAACCUGACCUCCAAGACCACGCUAUCUGUCAAAGGGAAGGCCGUCAAAGUGAGCAGGGAGCUUCAGGACAUGCGCGUAGCCCCAGGAGAGGAUGCCGAGUUCAGCUGCGAGGUCACUAAGCCCGGGGCCCCCAUCAAGUGGUCCAAAGAUGGGAAGGCCAUCAGGAGGAGCAAUAAGUACGAGAUCAGCCAGGACGGGUGCCUCGCCAAGUUGCUCAUCCACAGCACUACCACCAGGGACUCCGGCGAGUACUGCUGUGAGGUGGACGAUGCAGCCACCACUAGGGCCAAACUGGAAGUCAAAGAGCUGGACCAGCACUUCACCAAGCAGCUGCAGGAUGCCGAGGCGGAGGAGAAAGGCACGGUAACGUUGGAGUGCGAGACGGCCUGCCCCGCCGCCAGGGUCACCUGGCUGAAGGGAAUGGCAGAGCUGCGAGCGAGCGAGAGGUACGAGAUGAAGAAGCAGGGCACCCUCCUCUCCCUCACCAUCAAGGGGCUAGAGAAGAGCGACAGUGAUGCUUACUGCUGCGACGUGGGGACCGCCCAGAGCAGGGCCAGGCUGACAGUGCAAGGUCAGAAAGUGCAGAUAGUGGAGGAGCCAGAGGAUGUAGAGUGUUUAGAGGGGGAGUCGGCCACCUUUAAGUGCCGCAUCAGCCCCAGCGAGUACGUUGGCGUGCAGUGGCACCUUGACAAAACGCCCCUGCACACCAAUGAGCUCAAUGACAUCCAGACCCUGCCCGGUGGCUACCACUCCCUCACCGUCAAGAAGCUCACACUCAAGGAUUCGGGCACCGUCUCUGUGGAGGCUGGGGACAAGCGGGCAUGCGCUUCCCUGUUAGUCAAAGAAAGGCCCAUCUCUAUUACCAAAGAGCUGAAGGACUGCGAGGCUAAAGAAGGAGAAGACUUGGUCCUGUCGUGCCACAUUUCCAAGAGCUGCGACGUCCAGUGGUACAAGGAUGGAAUCUUAAUACAGGACACCUCCAAGCACCUGACCAGUCGGUUGGACACAGAGGCUGUACUGACCAUCUGUGGGGUGGGCGAGAGUGAUGCAGGCAUGUACAGGUGCGAGGCCGGAGGGGCCAGAACCGAGGCCCGGGUCACAGUGAAGGCUCUCCCAGCUGAGUUUGUACAAAAACUGAAGAACCAGGAGACCAAAGAGGGAGGAAGUAUUACCCUGUGCUGUGAGUUCUCCAAACCAGGAGCAAAAGCACAGUGGAAGAAGGGAACGGAUGUAUUGACAUCUGGAGAUAGGUACAAGAUCAAGCAAAGUGAUACAACCUUCGAGCUGAAUAUCAGCAAUAUGAAGCCAGAAGACUCUGGAGACUACAGCUGUGAAUGUGCAGGCCAAAGGACUAUGGCCAGCAUCAAAGUCCAUGCGGUUCCUGUCACCUUCAAGAAAGAGCUGAAGAACCAGGAGUGUGAGGAGGGUAGCAGUGUAACCCUGCUCUGUGAGCUCUCUAAACCUGGAGCCCAGGUGGAGUGGAGGAAGGGAAGAGAGGUACUGAAGACUGGAGACAAAUAUAAGAUGAAGCAGAAGGACUGUUCUGUUGAGCUGAAGAUCUGCCAGCUGAAACCUGAAGACUCUGGAGACUACAGCUGUACCUGUGGAGACCACAGGACUACAGCCACUGUCAGUGUCAAGGCACUGCCUAUCACAUUCACUCGAGAGCUGAAGAACCAGGAGUGUGAGGAGGGUAGCAGUGUAACCCUGCUCUGUGAGCUCUCUAAACCUGGAGCCCCAGUGGAGUGGAGGAAGGGAAGCGAGGCAUUGAAAUCUGGAGACAAAUAUAAGAUGAAGCAGAAGGACUCUUCUGUUGAGCUGAAGAUCUGCCAGCUGAAACCUGAAGACUCUGGAGACUACAGCUGUACCUGUGGAGACCACAGGACUACAGCCACUGUCAAUGUCAAGGCACUGCCCAUCACAUUCACUCGAGAGCUGAAGAACCAGGAGUGUGAGGAGGGUAGCAGUGUAACCCUGCUGUGUGAGCUCUCUAAACCUGGAGCCUCAGUGGAGUGGAGGAAGGGAAGAGAGGUACUGAAGUCUGGAGACAAAUAUAAGAUUAAGCAGAAGGACUCUUCUGUAGAGCUGAAGAUCUGCCAGCUGAAACCUGAAGACUCUGGAGACUACAGCUGUACCUGUGGAGAUCACAGGACUACAGCUACUGUCAGUGUCAAGGCACUGCCCAUCUCAUUCACUCGAGAGCUGAAGAACCAGGAGUGUGAGGAGGGUAGCAGUGUAACCCUGCUGUGUGAGCUCUCUAAACCUGGAGCCUCAGUGGAGUGGAGGAAGGGAAGAGAGGUACUGAAGACUGGAGACAAAUAUAAGAUGAAGCAUAAGGACUCUUCUGUAGAGCUGAAGAUCUGCCAGCUGAAACCUGAAGACUCUGGAGACUACAGCUGUACCUGUGGAGACCACAGGACUACAGCGAGCGUCAGUGUCAAGGCUCUUCCUGUGACAUUCACCCGAGAGCUGAAGAAUCAGGAGUGUGAGGAGGGUAGCAGUGUAGCCCUGCUGUGUGAGCUCUCUAAACCUGGAGCCUCAGUGGAGUGGAGGAAGGGGACAGAGCUGCUGAAGUCUGGAGACAAAUAUAAGAUGAAACAGAAGGACUCUUCCAUAGAGCUGAAGAUCUGCCAGUUGAAACCUGAAGACUCUGGAAACUAUAGCUGUAUCAUUGGAGACAAGCAGAGCUCUGCUCAGGUUAACGUCAAUGCUCUCCCAGUGACUUUCGUAAAAGAGCUGCAGGACCAGGAGUGUGAGGAGGGGGGCAGCGCAACCCUGCACUGUGAGCUCUCUAAACCUGGAGCCCCAGUGGAGUGGAGGAAAAGGGGUGUGGUCCUGCAGUCUGGAGACAAAUACCAAAUCAGGCAGGAAGGAACAGUGGUGGAGCUGGUAGUCUGCAAUCUGAAGAUGGAAGAUAUGGGCAACUAUAUCUGUAGUACUGGGGAAAAUACGAGCGUCGCAUCUCUGAAGGUCAACGCUCUCCCGGUCAUUUUCAAACAAGAGCUGCGAGACCAAGAGGCCGAAGAAGGGGGCAGCAUCACCCUAAGAUGCGAGCUCUCUAAGGCCGAAGCCCCUGUAGAGUGGAGGAAGGGGGGCAUGGACCUGUGCCCCUGCGCGAAAUACGAAAUGAGUCGAGAGGGCUGCAGGGCUCAGUUAGUUAUCCACAGUGUAGAUCCAGAGGACACUGGAGACUACACCUGUGACUCUGGAGCCCGGCAAAGCACUGCCCAUCUGACCGUAAAGGCCCUGCCCGUAUUUUUCAGGACUCAGCUAGAGAGCCUGGAGGUAGAGGCAGGGGGCACCGCCACCCUGAGCUGUGAGGUCACCAAACCUGGUGCCGUGGUAACCUGGAAGAAGGGCGACCAGGUUGUGGAGUCUAGCGAUAAGUACCAAGUAAAGCAGGAGGGCACUUUGGUGGAGCUGGUAAUCUACAAACUGCGGGGUGCAGACUCUGGAGAGUAUACCUGCGACACCGGAGACCAGAAGAGCUCUGCCGUGCUCACUGUGCAGGAGCGGGAAGUGGUCAUCGUUAAGGGUCUUGAGGGUCUCACGGUGCGUGAGGAAGACGAUGCCCUGUUCGAGUGCCAUGUCUCUCACGACAAUGUGCCUCAGGUCCAGUGGACGCUACAGGGCGUCCCACUUCAGAACAACGAGAUGAAUGUGAUUGGGGUGGUGGACCGGGUGCACACCUUAAUCCUUCGGAACGUCACUCAGCAAGACUCUGGCACCGUGGCCUUCAGCGUCGGACCACUCACCUCAUCUGCUAAGCUCACGGUGAGAGCUGCCAGCGUGCCCUUUACCGGCUGGCUCCAGAACCAGGAGGCCGAGGAAGGGGGCUGUGUUGCCCUGUGCUGUGAGCUCUCCACACCUGGAGCCACAGUUGAGUGGAGGAAGGGCGAGGUCAUCCUGAUGCACGGGGCCAAAUUUCAGAUGAAGAUGGAGGGCACAAUGGCCGAGCUUGUCAUCAACAGUCUGACUCUGCAGGACUCGGGAGACUAUACUUGUGACACAGGAGACCAGCAGACCACUGCCUCUGUCAUGGUCAAAGCGGCCCCUGUGGUGUUCGAGAAGGACCUGGAGAGCCAGGAGGCCAGCGAAGGGGAGGAUGCCUUCCUUCGCUGCACAACCUCCAGCGCAGCCGCCACCGUCACCUGGAGGAAGGGCUCAGUAGUGCUCUCCCAGGGGGAGAAGUACUCCAUGCAGGAGAAGGGUGCCGAGCGCAUCCUGGUCAUCCACAAACUAAGGCCGGAGGACGCCGCCGAGUAUACCUGCGACACGGGGAAGAGCACGAGCACCGCCUCUCUCACUGUGAAAGAGCACGUGCGGAUCACGGUGGGGCUCCGAGACAUGACCGUUAGGACCGGGGAGGACGCUUGCUUUGAGUGCACUUUGUCCCACCUGGGGGUGACGAAUGGAGAGUGGUGGCUGGACUCCAACCACCUGCAGAACAAUGACCUGAACCAGAUGAGCUGCGAGGGCUACCAGCAGCGCCUGGUGCUGAAGAUGGUGACGCCGGACGAGUCGGGCACCGUGGCCUUUGUGGUCGGUGGGGAGACGACCACCGCCAAUCUGCUGGUGCAGGCGAAGCCAGAGCCCCCCACCUCCUUCCUGCAGGAGCUGGAGAACCAGGAGGCCGAGGAAGGGGACAGCAUAACUCUCCGCUGCGAGGUCUCCAGGCCUGGAGCCUCGGUGGAGUGGAGGAAGGGGGGAGUGGUGCUUCAGCCCAGCAGGAAGUACAAGAUGAGGCAGGAAGGCUCCGUCCUGGAGCUGUGCAUCCACGACCUGGAGCAGGAUGACAAUGGCUACUACACCUGCGAUGUAGGGGACCAGCUGACCACAGCCUCGGUGACAGUACAAGAGCGAGAGGCGCAGAUAGUGCGCGGUUUAAAGAACACGGACAUCUUUGUCGGGGAGAAGGCCGAGUUCUCCUGCCAGCUGUCCCGCCGGGCCGCUAGGCCGGUGCAGUGGUGGCUGGACGGCACCGCCCUGCGGCAGAGCAGCUUCAGCGAUAUCGGGGAGGGCCAGGGCCACGUGCACACGCUCGUCCUAAACAACCUGGCCCCCAACGACUCGGGGACGGUCACUUUCAAAGCCGGGAGCCUGGUGUCCACUGCCAAGUUGUUAGUCAAAGAUCCCACAGUAGAAGUGGUGAGCGCCAUGGAGGACCUGAGAGUGGUGGAGGACCAGCCGGCCGAGUUCAUCUGCCAGUACUCACGGCCGGUUAAGGCCAUGUGGAAGAGGGACGGGCUCCCGCUGCAGCCGGACGGCCAGCGGGUGCUGGUGGAGCAGGACUGGAACGUGGCCCGGCUGCACAUCAGCCGUGCGACCGCGCAGGACAGGGGGACGUACUCCUGCGAGGCGGAGGGGACCUGUGUGGUGGCCCUCUUGGAGGUGCAAGCCAAGCCCAUUGACAUCGUCCAGGGCCUGGAGAACGUGGAGACCUUUGACGGUGGGGAGGCUCUGUUUGAGUGCUCACUGUCCCGGCCAGAGAACCAGAACUGCCACUGGCUCGUCGACGACAAGCCAGUGAAGGAAACGCCAAAUGUGGAGAUUGUGUCCUUUGAGAGUGGCCGGCGCCACCUCCUGCUGCUCAAGGAUCUGCACGCUGGAGACAGCUGCAGGGUCACCUUCAUGGCCGGCAAUGCCGUCUCCUCUGCCUUCCUGACUGUUAAAGGCUGGCAGCUCAAUGUCGUGAAGCACCUGGAGGAUAAGGAGGCAGCCGUGGGCCAGCAGGUGGAGUUCAGCUGCGUGCUAAGCGAGGCAGUGCCAGUCAGCGAGGUUGCCUGGUACGCCAAUGGCGCGGAGCUCCGUCCGGAUGAUAGCUGGUCCCUGCAGGCAGACGGCUGCAUUUACCGCCUCAUCUUGAAGGAGGCCAGGGCCCAGCCCCCUCUGGAGAUCACUUUUGCCGCCCGUGAUGCCAUCUCCAUCGCCAAGCUCACAGUCAUUGCUCUCCCCGACCCCCCCGAAGACCCUGAGGUGGUGAGUAAGAGCGACCAAUCGGUGACGCUGUCCUGGUACACGCCCCUGAAUGAUGGGGGCAGCCCCAUCCUGGGCUACAAGGUGGAGAUGCGGCUGGCCGACAGCGCCCUCUGGCUGCCGUGUCACACAGAGCCUGUCUGCAGCACCGAGUUUGUGGUGGACAACCUCAUCCCUGGCACGGGGUACAGGUUCCGAGUGGCGGCGCUGAACCAGGCCGGUGUAGGGGAGCCCGUCCAGCUGCCUCAUACUGUGCAGAUAGAAACCCCAGUGACAGUGACAGAGCAACUGUCCAGCCCGCUGCCGGAAGUGGGAAAGUCGGCUCGCCUGGAGUGUCAGCUGUCCAUGGAGGGCAGUUCCGUCACUUGGCUCAAAGACAGCCACGAGGUUGACUUGGGGACGAAGUACCAGGCGCUCACAGAGGGGAAGAAACAGAUUCUGCUCAUUUCGGAGUUUCAGCCCAGCGACCAGGGUGUUUAUACAUGCGUGGCCUCUGACGAGGCAGAGACCUCUGUCAACCUCUACGUGGAAGGAGCAGAUGUUUCCCAGACAGGCUUGGGAGCGGAAGAGGAGGGCGGCCAGCCUAGCCUGCCCCCAGAAGCUGCCACGGAGGGAGAUUUGCACCUACUCUGGGAGGCGCUGGCUAAGAAACGCCGCAUGAGCCGCGAGCCCACGCUGGACUCCAUUUCCGAGCUGCCGGAGGAGGACGGCAAAGAGUCAAAGGAGAAGCAGAAGGUGGAUAAGGAGGAACAGAAGGUGGAGGUGAAGGAGAAAGCAAAGCCUGCUGAGCCUCUACCAAGGAAAGAGGUGGAGCCUAACUUGUACACCAGCUCGGAUGAUGAGUCCCCCUCCCUGGUGUCCUACCUCAAGAAGAGCAGCAAGUCCACCACAACCGUCACUGCCAGUCAAGUCCAGACUGCUUCUGCCGAAAAGUUUUACCAGCUCUUCCAGAUGACAGAGGAAGUGCAGCAGGCCCCAGCCAAGCCCCCAACUGAGCCCCCAACUGAGCCCCCAACUGAGCCCCCAGUUGAACCCCCAGUUGAGCCACCAGUUGAAACCCCAGCUGAGCCCCCAGCUAAGGAUGAAGACACUGAGAUGCUGGAUGCAGCGGUCAAGAUCCAGGCAGCCUUCAAGGGGUACAAAGCCCGCAAGGACAUGCGUCCCACCUUCAAGGAUGUCUUCAAGGACCAGACCAUGGAGCCUGGCGGCACCAUCCACCUUGAGUGUGUGGCGGUGGGGAAGCCGGACAAGGUCCGCUGGCUGAAGGACGGCGAGGCCCUGGCAGACGGCAAGCACCACCACAUUGACAUAUACAAUGACGGCACCUGCUCCUUGGUCAUCACUGGCGUCACCACCAAAGACACGGGUGUCUACACCUGCGAGCUGACCAAUAAGUUUGGCGUGGCCAAGCACACUGGAAAGGUGACGGUGGGCAGUCUGAGGGAGUCUUCGGGGCGCCGCCCCCUGCAGCUGCCAUACGGUUAUAGCGCUGACAGUGAGCCUGAGAGCUCGUCGGGCAGCGAGAUGGAUGAAUCCUUGCGGCAGGCCAGCAAGCGGCUACGGCGUCUGCUACGCAACCGCCUGCCACCGGACGUGGAGGAGGAGCCCUUCAUCAGCGCUGACGAGGGCGACCUGCCGCCCCCGGACCCACAUUCAUACCGCGAGGACGACAAUUACAUCUACAUCCGCUUUGAUUCCCUGUCAGAGGCCCAGAUGGCCUCGCAGCGCUUCCAGGAGAUGUUCACCGCACAGGGGGUCCCCAUAGAGACCACCAUCCUGGAGGGGGGGCCGCGCAAGGUGGAGCUGCGCAUCCUGAAGAUGGCCUACUCUCAGGACGGCACUCAGACCCCCACACAGGAGGAACAGCCCACCUUCAUAACCGCGGCCCCGGUCUUCCUGACCGAGCUGCACAGCCAGGAUGUGCCCGACGGCUACCCGGUCAGCUUCGACUGCGUGGUCAUCGGGAAGCCGCCGCCCACCGUGCGCUGGUUCAAGGACGGCAAGCUGCUGGAGGAGAACGACCACUACAUGAUCAACGAGGACCAAGAGGGCUGUCACCAGCUCAUCAUCACGUCCGUGCUGCCCUCCGACAUGGGCGUGUACCGCUGCAUGGCUGAGAACAGCUGCGGCAUCGCCUCCACAAAGGCUGAGCUCAGGGUUGAUGUGUCCUGUAGCUCUGACUAUGAUACUGCUGCUGAUGCAACAGAGACCUCCUCUUAUAUCAGCGCCAAGGGCUACAUAUCCAGGGAAACGGAGGCUUUUGAGUCUGUGACAGAGGAGGAGCAGCUCCCCCAGGUGGUGGACGAGCUGCAUGAUGUUCACGUUAGCCCUGGCGCACCCAUUGCCAAAAUGCAGGUCAAGGUCAAAGGGUUCCCUCGGCCCAGGGUGUACUGGUUCAAGGAUGGGCAGCCCCUUCGACCCUCGGACCGGAUUCUGGUGUCAGAGGAGAAGGGCCUCCACAGCCUGGAGAUUCUGGAGGUGACACGGGACGACACCGGGGAGUACUCCUCCUACAUCAGCAACGCUGCUGGAUCUGCCUACUCCUCCGCCAGACUGCUCGUGCUGGGUCCUGGAGAGUGUAUGCCUGACGAAGCUGGGAAAGUCAAAGGAGCAAAGGAACUGCUGGUCCCUCCACGUUUUCUGGAGAGAUUUCCCAACAGGAAAGUGAAAAAGGGAGCCAGCAUCACCUUGUCUGUCAAAGUCGAAGGCUCCCCAGUGCCUCUAAUCACCUGGCUGAAAGAGGAGUCUGCCGAGGACGUGCUGUGGAUCAAACCCGACACGCCCGGCUACAAGGUGGCUGGCUCCGACCGCCAGCACAGCCUCAUCCUUAUGGAUGUGAGCCCGCAGCACACUGGCACCUACACCUGCAUUGCGACCAACAGGGCCGGCCAGUCCAUCUGCUCCGCCCACCUGGAGGUGGAUGCCGUGGCUCAAGUGGAGGUCCAUGUAGAGGAACACAAACCCAAGCCCAUGCAGGAGGUUCUCGGAAUCACUAUCAGUCCUCCUGAAGAUGAGAGCAGGGUUCAGGGUGAGAGCAAGUCAGCGGGCACCUUUUUGGGCCAAGUGGGUACAGAAGAGUUCCUGAUGAAACUCACCUCCCAGAUCACAGAGAUGGUAUCUGCCAAGAUUAGCCAAGACAGCUUUCAGAACCAUCAAGUGCUCCAGUGGAUGAGGUCAUGGCCCAAAGUAUCCACCUCUCUGCGUGUGCCGGGGGCAGACAGCGACGAUGACACAAAAACUCCCUCCGCCUCGCCCCACCAUGGCCGCUCCCGGCCCUCCUCCCUGAUCGUGGACUCUUCGUCAGAGUCUGACGACGGCGAGUCCAGGGGAGAGAUGUUUGAUAUCUAUGUAGCCACAGCGGAUUAUAACCCCACUGGAGCCAAUCUGGAGACCAUCGCUCUGAAGGAAGGCCAGUAUGUGGAAGUUCUGGAUUCCGCACAUCCCCUGAAGUGGUUGGUCCGCACAAAGCCCACCAAAACCACACCCUCUCGCCUGGGCUGGGUUUCCCCGGCUUACCUCGACAAGAAGCUAAAGGUGUCCCCUGACAGUGGGGAGGUUUCAGAGAUUGGUGGGGAACAGGUGUCAGAGAGCGAGUACAAAAGGAGGCUCUGCCAACUGAUCCAGGAGAUGAUCAGCAGCGAGGCAGAGUUUGUGAAAGAACUGGAGUUCUUUGUGUCCCACCAUCUGAAGCAUGUUGAAAGUAGCCCUGACGCUCCAUCCUAUGUCAGCGGCCAGAAAGAGGCCAUCUUCCGAAACAUUGAAGACAUCAAGACCUUCCACAGCAGUUGUUUGCUGCCGAGUCUGAGCGAGUGUGAUACCGACGACGACGUGGCCUUGCGCUUCCUCAGAAGUGCAGAGGGCUUUGAAAAGUACCUCCAGUACCUGGUGGGACAACCACUGGCUGAAGCUACUAUUGGGGACAAGGCUGUUCACCAGUACUUCAAGGAAUAUAAUGAGAAAGACUUGGCCAAUGUUGACCCCUCUGAGGGCCCUGUGCUGAGUGUCAAUGCCUACUUACAGAGACCACUGGAGAGGAUCCAGAGGUACAAAGCUUUGUUAAAGGAGCUGAUCAGGAACAAGGCCAGGAAUGGGCAGAACUGCUGCCUGCUGGAGGAGGCCUACUCCAUCAUCUCCUCGCUUCCACAGCGCUCGGACAACACGCACCAUGUCUCUCUGAUUGAGAACUACCCCGCCACCCUCGAGGCACUGGGAGAACCUAUCAGACAGGGACCCUUCACCGUGUGGGAGGGGGCACCUGGAAUCAGAACGUCUUCUAGGGGACACCAUCGCCACGUUUUCCUCUUUAAGAACUACGUCAUCAUCUGCAAGCUCAAGAGAGACACCAACACGGACACUCAGGCCUAUGUCUUCAAAAACAUGAUGAAGCUGACCAACAUCGACGUGAACGAGAUCGUGGAGGGAGACGACCGGGCCUUCGAGAUCUGGCAUGAGCGCGAGGACUCAGUGAGGAAGUACACGCUGCAAGCCCGGACGGUCAUCAUUAAGAACUCAUGGCUGAGGGACCUGAGGGACCUCCAGCAGCGCUACAGCCUGCCCGCCUGGAGCCCCCCUGACUUUGACGAGGUCCUCGCUGACUGCACAGUGGAGCUGGGACAGACAGUGAAGUUGGCCUGCAAGGUCACGGGAACCCCAAAGCCCGUUGUCACCUGGUACAAAGACGGGCGUCCGGUGGAGGCGGAUCCCCACCACAUCAUCAUUGAGGACCCCGACGGCUCCUGCACCCUCAUCCUGGACAACAUGACAGCAGACGACUCGGGACAGUACAUGUGCUUCGCCACCAGCACCGCAGGAAACGCCAGCACGCUGGGCAAGAUCACUGUGCAGGUGCCUCCUCGCUUUGUGAACAAGCUGCGGAAUGCUGCCUACAUACCCGGCGAGGACGCCCAGUUCACCUGUACCAUCCAGAGCGCCCCCAACCCCAAGAUCAGAUGGUUCAGAGAAGGCAAGCUGCUAACGGACCAGGAAAAGUACCAGACGUUCAGUGAGCUGCGCAGUGGAGUUGUGGUCCUCGUCAUAAAGAAUCCUGGAGAGAAGGAUCUGGGACGUUACGAGUGUGAGCUGUCCAACCGGCUGGGCAGUGCCAGGAGUGUGGCUGAACUGUGCCCACAGUCUGCCAUGGCAACAACCGGGGAGCAGGCUGUCACCAUCGAAGGAGGCGCAGGGCCCAGAAAGGAGCCCACCAGGGAGGAGGUGCUGACCUCCGGCAGCCCUGAGGUGAUCCCAACAGAGGAGGUGGCCUCUCAUACCCCCAGGCCCACCCAGGAUAUAGGCGUCUCCAGCACCCCAGAACAUGAUCUGAGCCCAGGGAGCAUGUCGAGUGUCCCAGUCAGGAAGUGGUACCAAAUUGACUUCAACCCCGCUGCUUUCUGCAAGAGGGUUUUCCAAUCCGUGUACUCAGAUCCCGCAACACGAUCUGACUCGAGUGCACAGGAAACAAAUAGGAGUGACAGAAGGGACGAGAUACCUGAAAUCAAAAGCGAGGUUUUCAGCAACACCAUGGAGGAAUCUGUCAUCACUGGCCCGCCCUCCAUUCAUAAGCUUAUAGAGGACCAGAGGGUGGAGAGAGGAGAUGCAGCUGCCUUUGUUGCGCACAUCACAGGGUUCCCUGCUCCCAAGGUCUCCUGGUGCAAGGAUGGGAAGCCGUUGUCAGCCAGCAAGCGUGUGAAGCUGACAGAGAACAGCCCGCACUUCUCCCUCACUCUCGUCAACACCGGGAGCGCAGACAGUGGCAUGUACACCUGUACUGCCAGGAACGCGGACGGAGAGGCCUCCUGCAGCGCCGUGCUCACAGUAGAGAGAGGCUUUGGGGAGUGGGCGGUGUACAGUACGGUGAUGAAGAGGCAGAGGAGGAGCCUGCAGUCACUAUAUGAGAUCCAUGAGGAAAUAGGGAGGGGCUCAUUUGGGAUUGUGAAGUGCGUGACGAGUCGAGAGAGCGGCGAGAGUCACGCAGCAAAGUUCCUUCCCCUGAAGAAAGGCAGCCGGAGAAGGGCAUUUGAAGAGAGGGACCUGCUCGCCCGAAUCACCCACCCCAGAGUGGCCUGUUUGCUGGACAGCUUCCGUUCCCAGCAGACUCUGGUGCUGCUCACCGAGCUCUGCUCCAGCCACGGCCUACUCGACCAUUUAUUAUCCAAGGUCACUGUAAAAGAGAGAGAGAUGGGGAUGUACAUUCAGCAAGUCUCAGAGGGCAUUGAGUAUAUUCACAGGCUGCACAUUCUCCAUCUGGAUAUUAAUCCUACUAAUAUCCUCAUGACACUGGAGAAAGAGGAAGUGAAGAUCUGUGAUUUUGGAUUCUCCCAGAAGAUAGACCCUUCAAGAUACCAGUACAGUAAAUUUGGUACUCCAGAGUUUGUGGCUCCUGAAAUUGUGUGCCAGGCUCCAGUUACAAAGGCAACAGAUAUCUGGUCUCUUGGUGUUUUGUCAUAUCUAUGUCUGACCUGCCACUGCCCGUUCUCUGGAGAGAGUGACCGUGCUACCCUUUUGAGUGUGCGUGAUGGAAACGUGUCCUGGGACUCCCCUGAUGUCACAUCCAGGAGUCGCCCAGCCCGGGACUUCCUGCACAGACUGUUACAGCCAGAGCCGAAUUUGCGACCAACUGCUGCUGAAUGCUUGAGGCAUGAAUGGCUUCGGGGGACACAGGCAGAUGAGGAAUCUGCUGAUAUCAGUACAAAGAACUUGACAUUUUUUAUUUCAAGAAGCAAACAACAGCGAUCUCAAAUCUGUUAUGGUUCAGCAAUGAAGCUGCAAACAAUUGCAGACCUGCUGGCAGCCCCACCCCAAGACACCUCACUGGCUGGCCCCUCAACCAAACAGAGCCAGGAAAGCUCCUCCAUCAGCAGUGGCUCCUCCUCCGAAUAUGAUGAGGUAGAUGAGUGGGCCACCCCCCUGUUCAUCUUGAAUGAGGGCAGAGAGAAUAGGCAUUUGGAAGCUGAGGACCUGGACCCAGAGCCACCUGAUGGAAUAAUUGCUUUAGAGAUACCCAGUAAGGAAAGACAGACUAAAGUGGAGGCGACAUGGAGGGAGGACACAUCAGAGCAGGACAGCCAGAGGGGGGCGCUCACAGCAGAGUGGCCCAUUGGUCAGCUAACACGAGGGGAUAGCACCUCAUCGCAGGGCACGGAGGAUGAGGGCUCCACUGGGGGGCGUGUCCCCAGAGAGAGUCUGAUCAAGAGCACCUUCUAUAGUAGCUCUGAGGAGCUGUCUCCUCUGUCCGCCCGCCGGAUCUUGCUACGUCAGAAGAAACGUACGAAGAGAAUGGAGCGCAGCCGGGUGUGCCUCAGGUCCGGUUUCUCCAGCAGACUUGGUGAGCCCCUUCUGGAGCACAUGGAGGACAGUGCAGAGGAGGACGAAGGCGGGAGCCAGAGAAGGGGUUCAUCCCAAUCUUCUGUGCCAUUAACCAAGUCCUGCUCCUUUGACAGUGGCCCCAUUGCCUGUUCUAAUGCACAAAGGCAGCGGAGGAGCAGGUCCCUGGAUGAGUAUUCAAGAAGGGCCGCAUCCACAUCUGAGCUGAGAGAGUUGGGGGAAGAUGAGGAUGAAAAUGAUGCCUUUAGCUCUCAGGAGGUUCUGGGACAGGACAAAAAAGACAAAGUCCCAGAUGCCUUUUCUGAGAGCAUGGCACAGUCAGCUGAUACUGUUAUGGAAACCCAGGAGGUGCUAAAAGACCCAUACUUUGAAAAAGCCAAAGACUAUUCUUCUGAGUUUACUACUGAUGAGAUUGCUGAGGUGCCUCAGCCCACAUCAGAUGACAGUAUUGAAGCUGCUGUGUCAGAGUGCAUUGCAAGUGAUUCUCUUUGCCUUUCAGAAGACAUUAAAGAAAUUACUUCAUCUGCAUGUCCUGCAGAGAGGGUUGAUGGUUCUGUAAAUACUGAAUUGUGGAAAGACACAAAAGACCACUCAGUUUUGAGAACCAUAUUUGUGGAUUCUACAAUGCCAGUUUCUGUUGUGCAGGACGUCUCUGAGUCGCUGGCUUCAAACUACACGAUAAGCUUGCUUGAGAGACCUAGAAGCAUGGAUCUGUCCUUCGAGGCUAUAGUGACAUUAGAUUUGGAGAAUAGAGCUCACUUUCCAAAGAUUCACAGAGUGAGAUCAGAUGAAGUCAUAAGUAAACCAAGUGAUUUGGCUUUGCUUGUUCCAGAGCUAGUAGAAAGGGCCCAUAGUGCAGUAUGUGGCAUGUCUGCUUUGGAGGAUGCCUGUGGUUUUAAAUCACCCUCUUCCAAGAAGCGGGACACAGUGGAAAUCCCUGCUGAAAUUUCAAUCAAACGGGCAGAUUCCUUCCAAGAGCUCUUCCUUUGUGCCCCUCAAGAUGAGGAGCUUUGUGACUCUGUUGCAAAAGUCCAGUGUUUUGUCCCAGAACCUGAGGGCAAACCUUCAUGUUCAGAAGAUGAUUAUGAGAUGGUGGACCCAGCAGAAGAGGUUUAUCCAGGCCUUCUUGAAGACAAGGAAUCAUAUGGUUAUGUUUUUAGCUCUGCCACAAAUUUACAUGACCGAGAUAUAAAAGAGGUGUGUGGUGGGGCAGAAGCCCACCCUGGCAUCAUGACGUUCUCUGAUGAAACAUUUGAGGUCCUUGAAGGAACCAUGCUUGAGAGUUCCUCUGGAAAAGCAUCACCCUACAUGCACCCGGAGAGCUGUGAGGACAACGAAUCUGAUCUGGAGCUCAAGAACCUUCUGGAGGAGAUACACACAUAUGACGACCACGGCCAGAUGACGACAACUGAAAACUCUGGAUGGUCUGAUAGCAGAAUCCCAGUGGAGGAAGGUGAGUUCCUAGCUAGAUCUGGUUCAUUAAAAGUCCUUCACAGAGGCAGCAUAGACAUUGAGGCAGAGCUCCAGAGAUACCCUUCGACACCAUCACUUGAGACUAAAACCCUCCCUGGAAAAUCUGGAAGAAUUAUGGGAUUUUUCCGUCAACAUUCAUGGACAAGCCAGUCAUCCUCACCAGUAGAGAGGGUUGCAAAAAGGCAGGCCUCUGAAGGGGAUUCCAGUGAUUCCCUGCAGCAGCAACAAGAGCAGCUAAAGAAUCCAGACCUGUCCAUCACCAAGAGGGUGAGAGCAUCCGUUUCCUGCUUCUCCAAGUCUCUGCUGGGCAGGCAGACCAGUAAAGAGGACAAGAAAGACAGCGAGCCUGUCCAAGCCAUGGGUGUUGGGAUGAAGAGUUCCCCGCCUUUUCCUUGUAAAUCACCUGAAGCACCUGCAGUCUCACCUAAAAGGUCACCUGGACUCUUCUCCUUCAAAUUUCCAGGGUUCAAGAGGAGUAAAGGUCCAGUGUUCCUGGAGGAGCUGGCAGACCAGGCAGUGUCCUUGGGUCAAGAGGUUACACUGUGGUGUCGACUCUCUGGACACCCUUCUCCAGAUGUACGAUGGUAUAAAGAGGCGAGGAGACUGAAGACCUCCGACCAGAUUAGGCUAGCUGUGACACACAAGGAGUUCCUGUCCCUGACUAUCUACUCUGCCAAAGAGGAAGACCUGGGGAGUUAUCGUUGUGUGGCCAGCAAUGCCAUGGGGCAGGCCUCCACCUCCUGCACUCUCAUUGUGUCUGAGCUGCCCACCUGCCCAACAGGCCUGCAGGUGUACCAACUGCAGGGGGAUGAAGUGUUGUUGGUGUGGAGGCCAGUAGAGUCCAUCACAGAACUCAGCUAUUGCAUUGAGUACAGCAGGGAUGGUAGGGAGUGGAGACUGCUGGCUGAGGGCAUGGCAGACAGUUACUACACAGCUAGUAACCUGAGCAAAGUGGCACAGUAUCAGUUCAGGGUGGCCUGUCUGAACAGAGCUGGCAAAGGGUCUUUCAGUGAGCCCUCUGUCCCCAUCACUAUCAGAGCUGAGCAGCAAGACCUUCUAGCUCCUCUCAUCUACACAGAGUCCACUGGGUCCUUGGGGCUUACAGGGCAGAUUCAGUUCUCCUUAUCUACCCUACACAAAACCUACAGUUUCCUCUCUGAGAUCAACAGGGGGCGCUUCAGCGUGUUGAAGCAGUGUCGGGAAGAUCAGAGUGGGCAGCUAUUGGCUGGCAAGAUCACACCAUUCAAGCCAAAGUGGCGCCAGUGGGCCCUGAGGGAAUACCAGCUGCUGAGGAGGCUGAAUCAUGCUCACCUGGUGCAGCUGCAGGUGGCCUUCAUAACACCCCGCUACCUGGUCCUCAUCCUGGAGCUGUGCCAAGGCCAGGACUUGUUCCAUCAUUUAGCAGAGAGAGACCUGUACGGUGAGAUGCACGUGCAGGCAUUCUUGCAGCAGAUCCUCAGCGUCGCAAACUACAUGCACCGCAGGAGAGUUGCACACCUGGACCUCAAGUCCGACAACAUCCUGGUAACCGAGCAGAGUGUGCUGAAGGUGGUGGACCUGGGCUCGGCACAUGUCUUCACCCCGGGCCAGCCCGUCUUCACCGAGCGCUUGCUGGAAAUUUCAGAGAGCAAAGCUCCUGAAGUUCUGGAGGGACAAGGCGUGGGCCCAGAAACAGAUAUCUGGGCCAUUGGAGUUUUGGCAUUUAUAAUGUUAAGCGCAGAUGAACCCUUUCACACUGAGAGCCACUGUGAGCGGGAACACAGUAUGAAAAAGGGCAAACUGCAGUUUGGGAGGUGCUAUUCUGGCUUAUCUGAGGGAGCCCUCAACUUCAUGAAGAGGGCACUGAACACCAAACCGCAGUCAAGGCCUUCAGCUGCCGAGUGCCUCCAGAUGCCGUGGAUACAGGGGGCGCGUCAGCCCUCCAAGUACCGCGAUGCCGUGGUGUGCUUCACCACAGACAAACUGCGAGCCUACCUGCAGGAACGCGAGCUGCGACGCUGGCACGCCCAUGCCGAACUGGAGGCACGGCACACCCAGCCGCAGGCCCGAUUCCCAUCCUCACACCGCAGGCAUUCAGAUUGCACCUUUUAAAUUUUAUUUAUUUCUUUUAUUUUUUUUAAGAGGUCCAAAGUUGUUAUAGUGAUGCAAGAAUAAAGUACCACUCAUUUUCUCGCCACUGGCCUCAAUAUUAGAGGGACUUCACAGAUGCUCUUCAAAUAGCAAUGAACAUUGAAGUAUCAGUGCAUUGCAUCCAGUUUUCUUGCUGUUAAAUCAGAAGUUUAAGUUGUGUUGCUGUACACAGUAUUAUGCAGUUAUGCAGGUUUAUUUAUUUGAGAAUGCAGUGCAAAUUCAAUAUAAAAUUCAGCUAAAAAACAAAAACUUUGACUAUUUUUUUUCAGUGAGAAAUAGUCUCAUUGCAUUUCAUUUUUUUGUUUCACCUGGAUAUCAAUGUUUAAGGCCAGUACUUCAAAAAAAAACUUGGCAUCCAGUUUGCGGACACUGUACAUCUUAAAAAUAACUAACAAUCAUAGCAAUGUUUGUCAAGUGUGAAACAAAUGACAACAUGCUUACACAGUGGUGCAUGUUACUUUUUAUUGUACUAGUACGAUGACAUACAAAAACAUGUUACAAAAACACACUUGCAACUCGACAACUGGUUAAAGGACGGUUCACUUCCGCAACCAUAGAACCCAAGUGCACUUUCUAUAGAUACUUCUUAUGCGCAUGCAUUUUAAGUAGGGAUGUUAAAUAAACGCCAACAAAAUGUUAAAUUAACGCUAGAGUGGCAGCCAUUAAGCAGCAGUAACAUAUUCAAUAACUUAUUUUCAGAGCAAAGCAGUUUAUUCUAAGGAAUGAUUUCAGACAGUUUGAGGAAAUGCUAAUAUUGGGAAAGUCAGUUUGCUCUUGCCAAGCUUGGUAUUUUGAGAAUAUUAGUUGUACAUUAUAGCAGCUCCUAUUGUCAAAUCUAUCAAAUACAUUAUUAUCUCAGCAUUUUGUCCGACUGCUUUAUUUUCCUAGUUGACAAACCAUGAACUGAGAAUACAGUCUGCAAUCCUAUGUACGCAGAUUUGCAAGAUUUUACCAUUUCUCUGCUAGUGGUAUUUAACAUCCCAUAUUUCAAGUCGUGCAGAUGUCUUGUGUUCUUGGUUCAAAGUUAAUGUUGCAGGGAUCAUCUGCCUGUCUAUGUUCCACAUGUGAAAUCAGCCCUGUGAAAGAGUUCAGUUUAUAUAUCUUUCCUUUGUAUUGAAACCAUUUUUUAUGAGUGUAGAAUAAGACUAAGCUUUGAUAUGUCCUUGGGGUG
Messenger RNA from Anguilla anguilla (European eel), 26470 nucleotides. RefSeq names its product obscurin, cytoskeletal calmodulin and titin-interacting RhoGEF b (gene obscnb). The record is from RefSeq and is a predicted model, not a curated record. The coding region runs from base 256 to 25260 and encodes 8334 amino acids. The transcript has 107 exons. Gene Ontology annotation, molecular function: guanyl-nucleotide exchange factor activity; ATP binding; protein binding. Gene Ontology annotation, biological process: protein phosphorylation. Lineage: Eukaryota; Metazoa; Chordata; Actinopteri; Anguilliformes; Anguillidae.